Molecule: messenger RNA, 896 nt
Organism: Pyrus x bretschneideri (Chinese white pear)
Lineage: Eukaryota; Viridiplantae; Streptophyta; Magnoliopsida; Rosales; Rosaceae
Product: superoxide dismutase [Cu-Zn] 2
Exons: 7
Coding region: 91-564 (157 amino acids)
Biological process (GO): removal of superoxide radicals
Molecular function (GO): copper ion binding; superoxide dismutase activity
Source: RefSeq, a predicted model, not a curated record
GAAAAAAAAUAAAAUAAAAUAAAAAAGAUAUGAGAGAUUGAAAAAUUGAAUAGCGGCAUAAGGGGCAGCGGAAGCAGGGGAGGAAAUCAAAUGGCUAGUGUGAAAGCAGUGGCUCUUGUCACCGGAGAUUCCAACGUCCGAGGCUCCCUUCAUUUCCUUCAGGCAUCCAACGGAGGGCCUACACACAUACAGGGGAGGAUUAGUGGCCUCUCUCCUGGCCUUCAUGGUUUCCAUAUCCAUGCUCUUGGUGAUACCUCCAAUGGUUGCAAUUCCACUGGACCUCAUUUUAAUCCACUGAAGAAGGAGCAUGGAGCUCCUUCAGAUAAGGAGCGUCACGCCGGCGAUUUGGGUAACAUUGUUGCCGGCCCAGAUGGAGUUGCUGAGGUUUCUCUCCAGGACUGGCAGAUUCCACUAAGCGGACCUAAUUCGAUUCUUGGGCGAGCAGUUGUAGUGCACGCUGAUCCUGAUGAUCUUGGUAAAGGUGGACAUGAACUUAGCAAGACUACUGGGAACGCAGGAGCAAGAGUUGGAUGUGGUAUCAUUGGCCUUAAGUCAUCUGUUUGAAAAGAAGAAUUGCUUACAGAACAGAAAGCAAACAACCUAAUAAAUGUGGUUUAGUCCUUUCUUUUUCCUCCUUUGUGUUCAGCGUUCCUUGUGCAUGUUAUGAUAAUAUUCUAGGGGUAUAUGAGAUGAAACUUUGGGGACAAGAAGUAUAAUUUAGGGGUCUUUGGUAACCAUUUCGUUCUUAGUUUUUAGUUCCAAUCAUCCUCCGAUAAAGUACUAGAUGCCUAGUUAAUUUGGUUUUUGAAUAUUACAAACAAGCAUCUGGAUGAACAAUGCCAGAAGUGUUUACAUUUACAUUGAUACAAUGUGAUUGAACCAUUUUGUUCCGGUAA